AUGGCACCCCGGCUCCUGCUGCGCCUCGUCUUGUGGACGGUUGUGAUUGGCAUUGUGCGGUGUUGUCCGGAGCUCUGCACCUGCCAGGAUAAAUUUUCACACCAGUUUGUGGACUGCGCUUACAAAGGCCUGCAGGAGGUACCUGUGGAACUCCCCUCCAACGCCACCACUGUGAAUCUUUCUGCCAAUAAGAUUAAAGCUCUGAAAAGCAAAAGCUUCAACAACAUCAUUCAGGUCAACUCUCUCUGGCUGGGUCACAAUGAGAUCGUCAUUAUAGAGCCGGGCACCUUGGCCCCUCUGAAUCAGCUUCGCAACCUGGACAUCAGCGGCAACAAAAUAGUCAACUUCCCGUGGGAGGAUCUGCAGAACCUCACAGCCCUACAGUUUCUGAAAAUGAACAAUAAUGAGAUGGUGAAUCUCCCGAAGGAUGCCUUUUCCCCUCUCAAAGACCUGAGGUCACUGCGCAUCAACAACAACAAGUUCGUCACCAUUGUGGAGGGCACCUUCAGUGCCUUGUCCUCCAUGUCCCACGUCUACAUUUUUAGCAACCCUUUCUCUUGCACCUGCAGUCUGGAGUGGCUGAGGGAUUGGAUUUCUACCACCAGGACUUCUGUGCCUGAUCCAAAUCUGAUAACGUGCGAGACCCCUGAACCUCUGAAAGGAGUGCUGGUCACAAACAUCCCCAAACUGGAAUGUGAAGCCCCGACGGUCACAAUAACCUAUCAGCCAAACGUAGAAAACACAGAGCUAUCCGAAGGUGUCUCCGUCAUCUUGAAUUGUGAGGCCAGAGGAAGUCCCAAGCCACAGAUCAGCUGGGAGAUAUCUGCAGGGAAUCAAAACCAUCGGUUCCCCUUGUCCCCCUCUGGAGACGUAAACGAGAUGCCGGUAAACGAUAAGUCAACCAACAACAGAUUCCUCGUCUUUGGCAACGGCACCAUCAUCAUCCCUCACCUGAGUAAAAAGGAGGAUGGAAAUUACAGCUGCUCUGCUGAGAAUGAAUUAGGUAAGGCAGAGACCAGCGUUAGAGUGGCUCUGGCAGCCGUCCAAGAACAAGGAAGCAACUCAAUCUCUGAUUCAACCGUGGACAGAAUCCGUCCAUCCAGUAAAAAGCCCGCAGACCCCAAAGUCCUCAAGAACAACGUGAUCGACUGGGCCAAGCACAAUGAAAAGACAAAGGGCAGCUAUGACGUCUCCAAAGGCAAAAUGGUCGACAAGGAGCUGGCCGAAGGUGUCGCUAAGGACCCCACCUUCGCAAGCAAGUGCGGCGUGAGAGAUAGCAGUGAAUACAUCUCCAACCACGCCUUCAACAUGACUUUGGAAAACUUGAAGCAGUACACCUUCGAUUUUGGCGUCAUUGCGUUAGAGGUUUCGGAGACGGAGGCCAAAGUGAAGCUGAAUCCACUGCAGUUUUCCAGCAGCAAAUCUAACCUCCAUCUCAGUCAUUCUGAGGAUCAGGAGACGGUGAACAAAGAGCCUGUGGGGCUACUGCAGUCUGCGUCCAGUAAGGUACCUCUGGACAGGCUUUAUUUAUGCAUAGAUAAAGGAAACGGACACUCCAUCGUUCAGUGGUCUGAUAUAGAUGAGGGGGUUAACACCUACCACUUCCAUGGUUUACAACCUGGCACCAAUUACACUCUUUGUCUCACCUAUGGGGGGCAGGACUGCCAUGUCCAAGCCGUCUUCACAACCAGGAAAAAGAUCCCCUCCCUGCUUAUCAUUGUGGUGGUCAGCAUUUUCCUACUGGGUUUAGCCACGGUGCCCUUGCUGGGAGCAACCUGCUGCCAUUUACUGUACAAAUACCAAGGAAAGACCUACAAGCUGAUAAUGAAGGCUCAGAACCCGGAUCAGAUAGAGAAACAAACCAGAGAUUUUGAUCCCAGGGCGUCCUUCGCAGUUUCCGAGAAAACCUUCAACCCCAGCGAGUUAGGUGAGGAGGAGGGAGAGGGGGAGGCGGAAGACGGAGAUGGGGAAGUGGAGGGGAGCGUGGUCACAGAGUCCAUCCCGGGAUCCUCGACCAAAACCAAUCAGGAGGAGUUUGAGAUGGGAUCCGAGUACAGUGACAGGUUACCGCUCGGAGCCGAGGCCGUCAACAUCUCGGAGGAGAUAAACGGCAACUACAAGCAGCCGGGCCGCUGA
This is a messenger RNA of Menidia menidia (Atlantic silverside), 2136 nucleotides long. The record is from the annotation of a GenBank genome assembly. Lineage: Eukaryota; Metazoa; Chordata; Actinopteri; Atheriniformes; Atherinopsidae.